This is a messenger RNA of Porites lobata, 10356 nucleotides long. The record is from the annotation of a GenBank genome assembly. Lineage: Eukaryota; Metazoa; Cnidaria; Anthozoa; Scleractinia; Poritidae.
AUGACCCUAAAGAAUGUUACACUGAAUGAUGACAGUACGUUUGGUGCACUGGGAAGGUACGAGUGUCAUGCUUUUGCACAAGGAGACCCUUUAGAGAGGAGACAUGGAUUUAGUGUCAGUGUCAUUUUAAGUAAGUACAACUGUAUCUUGUUUUAGGAACAUCAUUUUGUGUAUCAUCAUUUUAUAUUGUGCAUUGCUCAUUGUAAAUAAUAUAGUCAAACCUAGCUCCUGAAAGCGACAGCCCAAAAUGCCAAGGUUUAGUGGUCGCUCACACGAGGUGGUCACUUGGAGAAUCAAACUAAUGGUGUCUCUUUCGAGAAGAGUUUCCGACACAUCUCAGGAGCCUAUCAAAUGGAGCCUCCAUCUCCCAUACAAGCCCUUGGAGUCAACCCUUUCCCGAGUAGAUUUAUAAUUAGACCGGUUCCCAGGGGAGACUUCGCGCGCCGACGGUGGGAAGAGCCAAUCACAACGACUAAAUGACACUGCUAUUGUACUUCAUGAAACAGCAGGAAAUCCGGUGCUGACAGGCCAAACAAAAUCAUAAGCUAGUGAAACGUGACUUUAGCGUUUUCAUCCCUCAGAGAUUUUCUUUCUUUUCUUUCUAGCGGGUAGAUUAUACUGUGGAGAGUUUUAAAGUCUGACUAUGUUAAUCUUAAUUUUGGUUGCUUGUCUCACAUUAAGCUGGUCUGUUACAUGCGUUAGGAUUAACUACUACCUGCAGUCUGUAGUUCUGACAGGAUUCGUUUUCUUUAGCCAAUUUUUUGAGCGUUAAGGUUCUUAUUUCGGCUAAAUGACUCAAUAUUAAUCAAAUUUCUAGUUUUUCAAGUUUUUAUCCGAAAUGCGUUUGUCUGAAUGAAUACUGUGGUUGUUAUGUCCGUCAGUUAGUGUGAUGAUUCCCUGCUAUGUUUUGUAACGCCGAGCCCAGCCAUUGUUUUCUCGUAAAAAAGUGAUCUACAGAUGCGAAUUCGAAGGAAAGAAUUAGCCUAAACUUCUACAUUAAUUGCUCAGAAUUCUCCCGUUGGUCAGUCAUAAUUCUUUGGGCGCAGAUACAAUCCAUUUUGUUUUUCUUGAGAUAAGAGGGUCUUUGGACUGGAGCGCGAUGUCACAAAUUCCACCGUUAGCAAAUUACUUUUGAGUUAGCUUCACGGUCGAGCAACUGUUGUCUUCUGUUCAACUUUUCAAGUGCCAGUUUUAUCAGGCAACUCUCAUGGUGAUACAAGUCAGUUGUAAAGGAAGACUGCAAUUUUUCUGAAGCAUUCCUCCUUAGUUGCUACUUAGCUCAUCGCUUUUGCACGCGGUGCUUAACUGGCGAAAUCCACUCCACGGCGAUGACAAAAAUAAAUGAUCCUGGCACUUUUUCGGCGCUGAUCAUCGAAAAGUUUCAAAUCGUCCACAGAACGCUUAAUCGUCGACUCUUUUCAAGGUGCAUGCUUAAAUGUGGGAUGUAUGACGGCAAAAAAAAAAACAAAACAAAAACAAACACUCGCAAAGAACCUUUCCGUGAUCCUCAGUUCGCUUCCUUUGUCCCAUCGCUUCAUGCUCAGUCUCGGUCGGGUAAUUCAUUAACUUUUAUUUCAUCCCAGAUCCCAGCGGCUGUAAAACUGUAAAAAUGGACGUAUAGUAAAAAAGGAAAACGGUCGAAGGACGGGCUUCUGAGUUCGACUUCAUCCAACUUCAUUUUUUUCACGGUGACAUACGAGACUCACGGAAAUAUGACACUUUUCGCGGGAAACAAGCCGUUCUAUUUAUAAAUCUACUCGGGAAAGGGUUGACUCAAGAAAUUAAUGGAGAUGGAGGCUCCAUUUGAUGGGCUCCUGACAUCUACAUUUUGGCAGAGAAUUUAUUGCACGCAAUUUGUAAGCUACAUCUGCUGUGCAUGUAGUUUCAUGUUCCACUGAUAGUUGUUCGUAGUGGUGUAGUACAAACCGCGUAAAAAAGAGCCAGAACACACCAUGAGUCAAGUGGUUGCUUACAGAAGGUUAAACAAAUGUAAUUAAAACGCUAGGGCUUCGAGUGGCAAAAUUUUGGUGUUUGGAUAGAUGGUCGCUUAUAGGAGGUGGUACGUUGCUAACAAGUGGUGGUCGCACAUCAUUGGAGGUUCAGUUGUAGUAACCAGUGCAAUGGUAGACUUUACAUUGAUGUUUUGUACAAUUGUUAUCGUGAUUGAAAGUGUUCUGGUAACAAUCCAUCAAUCACGAACAAAUUCAGUUAUCCAUAACGAUUGUAACAGUUCAUCAGUUUCUUACAUUGUUGGAAGGAUAGUUCUUACAAUCUCUUGUAACCUUCUUUUUUCUUUUCCUCAACAGUCAUGAUUAUACUCCCCCGAGUCUUUUUUUUUUCAUUGUCUAAUAAAUUGUAAGAAAUAAUAAAAAUCUGUAAUGUGAGUGAUUGUUACGUUAAAACUUGUCUCCAGGUUCUUUGUACUGUAAAUUAUGAUUAUUAUCCAAAGUUAAAAAUAACAUUAUUAAUUAAUGGUGUUUCAAUCUGUAUGUUAUUGUAUUUCUUUUCUUUUCUUUUUUCUGUGUAAUUUAAUAACGUCUUUAUUUAAAGUCUUGUCCUGCCUAGAUUAGCAGAAUAGCUAUUUGCAGGACAUAAGGUAUUGUAAACGUUAUAUUUCUUUAAAUAAAUACAUUGUUGUUGUUGUUAUUAUGGUGGCUAUACUGGAAUUCUCCAUUAGUCACUUCUUGUGAUAUAUCACUGUAUGUACAGUAUUUGGAGGCAUACCAAUAUCAAAGUGUUGAAAACACAAAUAAAUAAUAUAUAAUAGGCUUUAUUUAAAGAGGGUAAAACUCUUAACAGUAGUCCUAAGACACUGAUGACUCUGUGGCCCGCAAAACAAAUUACAAAUAUAGAUUCUACAACUAAAAACUAUAAAAUAUACCAUUUUCGAAGAUAAUUUAAGAUAAAUGUGAUAGAUAAUUUCUAAAAAGACAUUAUGGCUAAGAUAGAUAAAAGCAACAUAAAACUUAUAUACAAUUACAGUCUAAGGAGGAUCGCAGCCUUUUGUUCAGCUAGAAAGGAUUUAAAAACGUUAUGCUUAAAACUUGCUAGCGAGCCAUUAUUUCUUAUAUUGGUAUUCAUGCAAUUCCAGUCCUUUAUAGUCCUAGUAGUGAAAGUAAGACCUCUUUCUGUUUUUCGUCUAUAAUUGGGGCACACCAAAUUUAUGUUUGAAUGUCUAGUGGGCGCUUAUGAAUUUCUGAAUUUCUGACUAAUAGACUAUUCAAAUAAAUAGGCGCGAUAUAAUUGUGGACCCGCUUAUACACUAGUGCGCAUCUCUUUAUUAGAGAUUGUUUAGUAAAAGAAAAAAAACAAUUGGAAUUGUCAGUUUGCUUGCUUGCCUGUUACAAUCAUUAGCCUGUCAUUCUAUAAGUACGUAAUAUUUUUGCGGCUAUAAGGCGCACUCGGUUAUAAGACGCAACCCAAACUUUUCAACGCAAUUUUUCUAAGUUAGCAAACUGAAAAUUGUAUUAAGCCAAAAUACCCAGCUAUAAGGUGCAGCCGCGAUUUUUGGCGAUUUUCACUUUAACUACAACAACCCGCUGUCCAACGAUGCUGAUUACGGCCAUUCGUCUAUGUGAACAAAAGCGAAAAAGGCUACAUAUUUCAAUCAAAGAUUAAAAAUCACACCUAUCAACACAAAAGCAUUGUUUUCUAAAGCUGUGAAUACUUAGGGAAUCCGUUUUUGUUCCAUAAACAAGGCAGCUUUCCUGUUUGCGGCAUACAUGUAUUGACAUCGGUACAUGCAUCGGUUUAAGCAUCAACUAGAUAAAAUCGAUCGCGUAAUUAAUACAUAAGCCUGAAUAUUUUGUUAAUUAACUGCCAAAUAUGGUAAAAUUAAACCCUUGUUUAUCAAAAUAACUAUGAUAAAAGAGCUCUCACAGCUCUAGUAACCCUGGUACAAGGGGGGUGGGGGGAGUUGAUGGAACCCCUCCCCAGAGUUUUUGAUAUGUUGCAGUAUUUCGAAACGAUUUUGCCUUCAGUGGAAAGCGUUUGAUCUUCUCAACAAGAUGAGGUAUGUUUUAUGGGUGGUGGCGCUGCUGGAGGCUUUUGACGUCAACAAAACAAUGGUCACCAUCUUGGCUGCCAUCUUGGAUUUUAUCAAGAAUUAGAAAUCAGGUUAAAAUCACGAUAAAUGGUAAUUUUCUUUGCCUGACAUGUAAAGUAACACAAAAAUAAGCACUUCGCAUCAUUUUAUUUACCGGCUUUACUUUUAUUGUUGAAAAAAGUUGAAAAAAUAUCAUUUUCACUUGAAAAUGGCUUUACCACCAGCCACUUGUUACGUCAUAUCUCGUAACCAUAGUUACUGACCAUCAAUAAACUUGUCUCAAAAUGCGGGCGAGGGAUAGACGAACAGCAACUGAAAACGUGAGGUGCUGAUGUUUUAUUGUCUAGGAAAAAAAUGUAAAGAACCUCAGAGGGGGGUGUGAAAACUGUAUUGUUUGUUGGAAGCCGCAAGAAAAAGUUGUAUCUCCGAGAGUUAAAAAAAUUUAGAAGCUUUCUUUAGAAAAUAAAGGUCUGAAACAAGCGCUAGAUCGCAGUGUAAGAAUGACUUAAACAUUUGCCUGGUUACCAAGCAUCAACAUUCAGUUCAAAAACGAUCGAUGCUAGACGAUUUGUUUCGAAUGCAAAAUGAUUUGUUUGUCGUUUAAUACCAGCUUUAGAAGAUGUAGAAGUCAUUGAAAACCGAUAGCAAAGAAGAGGAUGAGCAGCUAGAGCUUUUGCAUAUUUUGUUUUGUUGCUCACCACGCAAAUACAACAGAUUUAGAGCUAGUGAGCAAACUUUCGUUGAAAAAAUGCUGCAGUUUGCAAGCGAAGAAAUACGGGACAUGUACAUGUAAGAAACUACUGUUAGAACCCCGUUAACUCCAAUUCUGAAGGAAAACGAAAAACAGUUGGAGUUAGCGGGGGACUUUUCAGGCCUUUUUCUGGGUAGGGAUUUCUGUAGGGAAGGGAAAUCUGUCAUUUUAGUCUGUUAUAAAAAGCAAAAAAGGGCCAACAGAUGCAUUUUAUGGCUGUGAAAAAGUCGAAAAAUGUUCUUGUAUUGUAAAUUAUUGAUAUUAUUGAUAAAGACAGUGCAUUUACAAAGUUGAAAACUACAUGUAUGGUUUGUGAAAGGGGUACCUUUCAUCAAUAGAAGGUAAUACAAAAGGGGUACAUGUAGCUUUUCUGUCAUAAAUGGUAUAUAAAACGGUAAGGGGUCAGACCUCAGGGCGUGGUCUCCCCAUAAAAACCUUUAUUUAGUAAACCCCUUCCCCCCAACCCAGGGUUUUUGGGUGGCAAAAGCCACGGUUUGGAGUAGAUGGAGAAUGAAAAAAAUCACGGCAAAGGCGCGAGUUUCUGGGAAAAUUUUAAAAUCUGAGCCUCUUAGAAUGCAUUCCCAGAAUUCUGGAGCAAAAAUGAGAGUGUUUGAACGGAACACAGACAUCUUUAAAUUUUGGCUUUUUUAGGGGUAAUUUUCAAAGAAAAGUAGACGACGAGUUCACGUGAAUUUAGCAACCACCGUCUCUUAUUGAACCCCCGCCCCUGGAUGUGUCGAAAAUGGGGUAACAUGUAAAUGGAAAAUACAGAAUCUUGAGACUGAUGCAUGAAUUUGAAGAAAAAUAGAAAAACUUGACUAUAUGUACAUGUUGUAUUAUUAAAACACGUGACAUAAGUCUUCUAGUUGGUAGAAUAAUUGUUUUGAAUUCCACUUGUAAUAUUUUUUAUCAUGUUUUUUUUUUUUUUAAGUGUUCCCAUCAUGUCAUGGUAUUAGCAAGUGUUUUGUUUUAUCCCUUAAUGGCCCGGUUAAAAUGUACCGAGUUCAAUAACUCCUAUUUUGAUCAAAUAAUAAAAAUAAUUAAAUACAGCAGUUGAUUCAGACGUCGGAUUCAAUGGUGCCGAUUUUACUCCUUUUGCUGUAAUUUGUUCCCAGUAUGUAGGUAGGUAGAAACUUUAUUUAAUGACAGUAACACAUGACAGUAAACACUGUUGUUAUAUUCCUAGACUUUCACUGGACUAAACAGGGACAGCCAUUGGCUGAUACUUGGUCACGUGGCCUUGACUAAAAUAAAAUGUAUCCCGAUCGUGAUACAUCAAGCAAUGUACCUCGCUCGGGAUACAUUACAGCACGUGAUCAGAGCAUGGUAGAAAGUAGCGUGACAGAAGGCUGGAAAAACAUUGCCAGUUCUCUUUUUCGUGAAUAAACACAACAACAUUCACAAGAACACAAACAUGAAGCCUCAAGCUAAAAAGCAACGAUUUUCAAAGUUAUCCCAGAAGAGAAACAGCAGCUAGUGGAGGAAGAUGCAGAUAAUAUAAGGAAAGUACUUUUUAAAUCAUUCAUUCAGUGGUUUUGAGAAUUAAAUUUGUGUUCUUAUAAGUACCGAGUCGUACUGUUUUGAUUCGCUCCUCUUAAGCGUAUUCUUUUGUUGCUGUUGAAGUACGUUGAAGUGAAAGUCUAGAAAUGUAACAAAACACUUAAUGUCAGGUCCUUCGGGAAACCAGUUAGUUUUGUUUUCCCUCGAGUCCUGAUCGGAAAACAUCAGGACUCUUGGGAAAACAAAACUAACUGUUUCCCUCGGGAUCUGACAUAAAGUGUAUAAUGAGCUAGUGGCCCUCAAUCGUAAUUAAAUUAUUUAGAACUAAUAAAAAUAGACACGACGAAUUAAAAUUUAAAAAUAUAUAAUGCAAGAUACAAUCCUAAAUUUACGAUAUUAAAAACUAUUAAGAUAAACAAAGCGAAUUUAAAAAUACUAUAAGAAAAGAAAAAGUGAUUUGUACAUUAGAAUUUAAAAAUAGUCUUUAAAACAACUUGUUAUCCAGUAUGGAUAAUAGUUUCUAUGAUUAAUGCAUGAUACAGACAAUCAACUCUCGCCUUGUAGACUUCCAGCUAUAAUGGACAUCUCCAUAAUAUGGACAGCAGCUAAAUCCCAGGCAAAAAUAAAUCAUAGAUGUUUGACUGAAAUAACCUCUCCCUAUUAUCGACUCUCGGAUGAGGACACUAACUCAAGGUCCCUGCAGUGUCGGCUAUAAAGGGACUUGACUGUACAUAUAUCCGGCACAUGUGAAAUGUGACGUCUGAAUCAAAUGUCUUACCUAAGUUGAAUCUCUGACUCUUUCAGUCACAGAUUCGGCAGAUUCGUAUUUAAUUUUAAACGGCCAAAUUUAAUUGAUUCAGACGUCGCGCUCACAUGCGGUUAAUUCACAAAUUAAAAUUGACAAAUAUGAAAUUCGAUGUUUGAACUGGGCCUAAGUCCCAAUAAAAACGGGGGUAAAGGUGCAGACGAACCAAAGGCCUAGACGGCCCAAGCUUAUCCCGGUUGCAUGCCACAUACAAAUUCUCCAAGCUGGUCUCUAUACAUUUCUCUAAAGAAUUAUAAUUUGAGAGUUCAUGAAAGACCAAAACAUUAUAUUUUUAUUAACUGAUCUCAAAAUCUUUUGUACUGAUAAUAAUUGUGAGGAAAAAAAUGGAUUGCUGUCAUUCUUUGGAUUUAAAGGGUUAAAGGACAGGGUUGCCACGGUCAGGGAAAAGUCAGGGAAAAACAAAAAUUUUUCAAGGUGAGGGAAAAGUCAGAGAAUUUUCUAAGCGAAAAGAGGUUGAAAACAAAGAGAAAAAUAUCGAUGGCAAGUCAGGGAAUUUUUAACUUUCUGGUGAGUGGUAACCCUGAAGGGGCUAUAUGUAUAUCAUGUUAUUUGCUGCGGUUUAAAAAGCUAAAACAUGACUCAGCAUCAAUUGAAUUCCAAAAAUAAUGGUUCUUUUUUAAGACCAUACAUUAGGCAUGAAAACAGUUUCCUGUCGUCUGUUGCGAAGGAUGGAAAUGAUGGACAUGGAUUGAAUCUUGAAAAAAUUGGGGAAAUUUUUUUAAGUUUUAAUGCUACGCCUCCAAAAAUCACCAAAGAAUAGUAAUAAUUAUACAUGUAGCAAUAUGGUUUGUCGUUCCUGAUAGGAUUUGUUUGACAUCUUCUUAAUUCAUAUCUCUAUAGAAGUAUUUUGUGUAUGGGUGAGGACAGAGUAAGUAAUGAAUUAAGCACAAAAUUGACAGUAAUACAUGUUUCUUAGAGACAAACCCCUUUAAUUAUUCCUAUCUUCUUUAUCUAUGUAACAAGCAAGUCUGUAAAGAGUAAAACAAAAAAACAAAACAAAACAAAAAAACCUGAAGAAAACAUUGAAUUUAUUUUAAAACAACCAUGUCAACCAUGUAUUCUUUGUCUUUUAUACAUUUUUGUAGUCAAGUUCAAUUAUAGUGUCUAGCCCUGUAUAAAGUGAUCAAGCUUUGUUGUUGAAUUCCUUUUUCAAAAUAUCAUUAUAACUUUUGUUGCUCCUAAAGUAUAGUACUGUUGCCCAGUAUCCGGACGGUACCAGUAUCCGGACACUUACAACAAAAACUCAAUUUUUGAGGCGCCGUUUUCAGUUACCUGUAAACAAAGUAUUUCGAAUGAAAGCUGAACAUUUCGGCUUUAAGAUGAAGGUUUUGGCGAGUUGAAACCUGGCGAAACAGUCGCAGAAGACGCCGUUCUGUUCAGGUGAAUAAACAUUUCACGGCUAAUAUUUACGCUGUUUACUGCGCAGUAAAAUUAGUGCUGCUCAGAAAAGGGUAGGGAAUAUGUGAUAUUUUCAAAGAAACGGUUUUAUAUUGAAAUUAAAGAUACUUAAAGAAGUCAGGUUCUCAGAAAGUUUAUUAAUUCUUCUUGAAAUUCGAUUUGUUUGGAAUAACGAAGCCAAAAAACAUUCACUAAGUAUUGAUGUCAGGUGCCCAGUAUCCGGACAGUUUUUUCUUUGCUGUACAGAAUCGAUGAAUUAGUCGCGUACAUUAUCCGGAUAAGAUUUAUUUCAUAUCUGUAACUAUAAUUAAAGCUUAGGAUAUAUGAUAUAGUCGUAAAAUGUAAUUCUACUCAACUCCGUACGGAAAUUUUCUUCACUCAUUCGGAGGCGACUUGAUUUCGUGUGCGCCGCUUGUUUCGCGUGACUGCAUUUUCUAUAUAUAAACCGAAAGCGUUGGAGUUGAACCUGGAAUUCUCAUACUUUCCCCAGUUGUGACUGCUAGAAUAGGGUUGCAACGGUCUGAAAAAUGUCACAAAGGGAUUGAGAGAUGUGAAAGAAGGAGGAAUUAGUGCUAGAAAAGCAGACUUACUGUAGGGUCUGUAGGAGCUGAGCAUGAAGAAAUCAACACUGCAGGUCAGACUAAAUAGGAGAGUGACCUUUGACCGUCGCAUUGAGGUCCCUUCCCCAAGCUUUUUUUAAAAUAAAAAAUGAAGAAAAAAAAGUCGUUUGCAGAUUGGCUAAUUGAGCUAGCAAACCGCGGCCUCGGCAUGUCCACGGAUGUCUUCCUUAAAUCAGGGAAAAACUUCCUAGACAAGGAAGUAAGAAUUAUGCCAUUUAACAGUAAUCUCUCGCAUUCCCCACCAUACCACAGUCAUUUGUUAUGUUUUAUUUCACGAUGCUAGGUUAUAUUUUUGGAAUCGAUUGCCAGACUACUUUGCAAGUGCAAGAGAAGCUUAUAAGUCGCUUGCUUGACGAAAUUUAUGUACAAUUACGUUGUUAUUGUUGUGUCCGGAUACUGGGCCAGCUGUCCGGAUACUGGGCAACAUAGGAGCUCUGCAAAAAUAUUAAUUUCGCCAUGGAAACAAAGGCAAAAAGUUUUAACUGUCUUUCGUCAUAUUAAGGACUAAAUAGAUUUUCUCUGGGCCAAAUUUCAGAGCUCUUGCGACUAACAAAGGAAAGUUAUUGCAAUGUUAAACUAAAGUGUCCGGAUACUGGGCAACAUACUGUAAACUUUGCAUGAUACAUGUACACUGUACUUGCAUUGCUUCCCCAUCCUACUUCCUUAUUUUUGGUUAUUUGCUUCUCGCUCCCGAUAACUGGAAUUUUUUUCGAUUUCUGCAGAAGGUUUGAGUCACCACAAGUUGACUGUACAACACAUGAAAGGGGGAUCUUUUGCCUGGUCUUAAAACCACUGAAACUACAUGUAUGGAUAAUGUAUUAGGGGCAAUGGACAGAAAUUAUAGCUUCAUGCAUUCUUCCCUUUUUAUUUGCUUUUUUUCUCUUUAGGAGAGGAAAUUCCAAAAGUGAAAGUGCCUCAAAUCCGUGUGUUGAGACAUGGUGAGGGCACCACAUUCUCAUGUAACCUGACUAGAAAUCCAGGCAAAGCAACACUAUUGAAAAGAAUUUCUUGGUACAAAGAUGGGAUUUUGCUGGAAAGUAUCAGAUGUCCUGACCCAGAUAAGCCCUCAGACACCCUUAGGCCGCUUGUUCUUAAAAAUAUUGGUGUUAGAGAUGGAGGAAACUACACCUGCUUUCUGGAAGUGGCGCUCCGCUAUAUCAGAAUGUACAAUGUGUCUGAUAGCACCAUGGUUGAAAGUAAGUCCACUGUAGACUGA